AUGGUUGGUUACCGGUACCUGUUUCUGGCAAUUGCCUCUGUGGCAGCUGGUGCGCCAGCAUCUGGUGGUGCAGAAACGUUGUCCCUUCCAUCCGUGACCCAGAUACCAGCCAUUGAGACGCAGGCCCCUAACGGAACGGCGUCUGGUGCUGGUGCUCCCUUAGUUACCAGCGCUACGACAGUCAUCACAACCCAUGGCCCUUAUUCAGGGACUCCCACGACGACUGGGGCAGAGCAGGGACCGGCCACUAUCAGUGCAACCAUCCCGUCUCAGCCAAACCCGUGGGCAACAUACUAUAAUCCCAAUGGCAAACUAACUCAACCGCAGCCCAUGCCGUACAUGCCAGCGGGUGGCGUUGGGACCAACGGGACUCUCCCGGUAUACAUGGUCCAGAGCGACUAUGACUAUCAGUCAAUCGCUCUAGGCAUCCACCAAGAGUUCAUCGAACUGGACCUCUUCCAUUAUGGUGCGCAAGUCUUCAGCGAGCAGGACUUCAUCGAAGCUGGUCUUACAGCUGAGGAUCGCGCCCUGCUCCAGUACAUGGCUCUACAGGAAGCAGGCCAUGCAUCACUACUGGCGGACAUGUUGGGCGAGUCUGCGCCUAAGCAAUGCACGUACAACUACCCUUUCAAGACGGUCCGCGAAUAUAUCGACUUUAAUGUCCGGCUCACUCGCUGGGGUGAGUCUGGGAACUGGGGUUUCCUGAGCCAUCUUGACUCGAAGGAGGUUGCGACGCUCCUGGUGCAAGCUGAGGCAAUCGAGGCCCGUCAACAGUCUGUGUUCCGCCAGUGGCUAGGUCUCCACCCUAUGCCAAUCUGGUUUGCCCCAGGCAUCCCUCAAUCCUGGCAUUGGACUCUGCUUUCUCAGUACAUCAGCUCUUGUCCGGAGAACAACACUCGUCUGGUAUGGCAAAAUUUCCCCAGUCUCCACGUUGUCAACCAGCCAAAUGCGAAUAGAAUCUCUCCCAACAACACCGCAGACUUCGAAGUCGUCGGUAACCGUACUGGUGACCCGAGCAAAUCGAACAUCGCCGAAGACCAAUCUUGCGUCCACGUCAAUGUCACUGGUUACGACUGCGGCCCUGCUAUCUCGCGAGUUAGAAACCAGCCACUGAGUUUCCCCGGCCGCGAGGUCUUCUUGGAGUGGGAUGACCCUGGCAAGGCCGUGGGACCUAACAAUAGCUACAUCACUUCGACCACGGCAGGUCAACCGGCAUUUGUCGCGUGGCUAUCCCAGCUGAACCUCACCUACACUCCGCUCAAUGUCACUGGGCCUAACUCUGGAACUACCUUCCAGCCUGCGGCCAACGUGUUUGACGCUGACCCGGCCUUGAAUGGCACGGCAUUCAUUGCGGUCACGGAUACGGACCUCUAUGUCACACCGUAUAAUCUCACGCUGCUCAACCCGCACGUUAGAGCAUUGGGUCUAUACUAUUCUGGCUAA
Messenger RNA from Paecilomyces variotii, 1443 nucleotides. Its product is annotated as ferritin-like domain-containing protein. The record is from RefSeq and is a predicted model, not a curated record. NCBI's taxonomy places the organism in Eukaryota, Fungi, Ascomycota, Eurotiomycetes, Eurotiales, Thermoascaceae. The transcript is spliced from 4 exons. Bases 1 to 1443 code for a protein of 480 amino acids.